Molecule: messenger RNA, 1710 nt
Organism: Paraphaeosphaeria sporulosa
Lineage: Eukaryota; Fungi; Ascomycota; Dothideomycetes; Pleosporales; Didymosphaeriaceae
Product: alpha-ketoacid dehydrogenase kinase
Exons: 2
Coding region: 214-1668 (484 amino acids)
Biological process (GO): protein phosphorylation; regulation of glucose metabolic process
Cellular component (GO): mitochondrion
Molecular function (GO): pyruvate dehydrogenase (acetyl-transferring) kinase activity
Source: RefSeq, a predicted model, not a curated record
GGACAUUAUCACAUCCACCGCACGAUCCACUGCCCGCGCUGCCCGCCAUUGCGCCCCACGAUGCAAUGAUGCUUCAUUUUCAAGCACGAUGAGACGAUAGAAGAUACAGGCUCGGCAUUGUUUCUGCCCACGCACAUCGGCAAGACGGAUGAGCCCGCGGCCGCAUACAAAGUCUUAGCAUCGUGAAGCUGCGACGCUCGGGAGCAGAUGAACAUGGCACACGCUCAGCGCCCGCUCGUGAUCCAGACGCAGUUGGUGCGCCAGUUUUGCCCGCGCAAUGUCCGCCGGCCGGGCGCUGCGCUCUUCGCUCGGGGGCGGCAGCACCGCGCGCUGUCGACGGCCAAGGUGACGGACCACGACAUCUCGCGGCUCGCAAGCCUGCCGCUGCACCCACUCACCCUCGCCGACCUGGUCAGACACGGCCGCCCGCCCCUCACCACCCCGCAGCUCCUCACGUCGGCCAACUUCACCCUGUCCAUCCUGCCCGCCCGCCUCGCCCACCGCAUCCAGUCGCUCCGCAACCUGCCCUUCAUCGUCGUGUCCAACCCGCACAUCUCCAAGAUCCACUCCAACUACAUCCACAGCCUCUCCACGCUGCUCCCAUGGGCCGAGCGCGAGAUCACCACCCUCGAGGACGAGGUCAACUUCACAGAGGUCAUGGCCGACCUCGUCAACACGCACUCCAACACCAUCUCCAUCCUCGCCCGCGGCUUCCUCGAGGCCCGCAAGUACAUCUCGCCCACGGACGUCACGCGCUUCCUCGACGAGCACCUGCGCGCCCGCAUCGGCACGCGGCUGAUUGCGGAGCAGCACCUCGCACUGCACCUGUCGUCGCAGCCGCACGCCGAGACCAUGCAUGAAAGCGCCCACAGCGAGGGCUGGAACGGCGUCAUCGACACCGCGCUGCGCCCCGCCCGCAUCGUCCAGCACUGCGAGAACGUCGUCGGCGACAUCUGCGAGCUCAAGUAUGGCGUGCGGCCGCACGUCGUCAUCAACGGCGAGCCGGACUACGCCUUCGCCCACGUCCCCGUCCACCUCGAGUACAUCAUCACGGAGCUGCUCAAGAACGCGUUCCGCGCAACGGUAGAAAGCGGCAAGGAGAGAGAGCCCAUCGAGGUCACUAUUGCGCCGCUGCCCGAGGAGAUUCACGAGCCCCGCGACGCAGACGCCGAGGAUGUGCGCCCCAGAGUCAAGAAUGUGGACCAGGGGACCACGGAUAUCGCGAGCAACCGCUGGACAGGCAAGACGCCGACCGCGCCGUCGUCCGCGCAGAUUCUGCCCCUCGCACACAGCACGCCCGGCGUCACGAUCCGCAUCCGCGAUCGCGGCGGCGGCAUCUCGCCUGAGACGCUGCCGCAGAUCUGGAACUACAGCUUCACCACCUUCAAUGACGACAGGGCGUCGUCGACGCUGUCGGGGCGCGGCAACAGUAUGGACACCUUGAGUGCCUUCUCGGGCCCGGGCGGGGACGGCGCGAACAGUCUUGCGGGGCUGGGGUAUGGGCUACCCCUAGGACGGGCGUAUGCCGAGUACUUUGGCGGCGGGAUCGCGAUACAGAGCCUCUGGGGGUGGGGCACGGAUGUGUAUCUGAGUCUGCGGGGCGUGGGCAAGGUCGAGGAGGAGAGCUGGAAGUAUAGAUACCAGAAGAAGGACGGGGACGCAAAGUAGAUACAGCAUGCAUCACAAAAAUCGACAGUACAUAUACACACA